CUAUUAUAUGUGCCAUAUAGACAAUUUUUAAUUUCGAAUAAUAAUAGUUGCAUGCUUAAAAGAGAUAAAUUGUUAAUAUUUGGGAUCUAGAAAUUGACACAAAUGGGUCGCAACACAUAAUUUCUAAUUAGUUAUAUUUGUCGAAAUACUCUAGAUGUCUAAAUCGAAUGGCAAUGUCUAGCAACUGGUUAUUCCAGUCUACACUGAUAGUAUUUAUUGUGCAUGCUCUCCAGAUAAGAAUAUGACUUGUGGGAAUAUGUCUAGCCUCGUUCUUCUAGUCCCUUGUUACAAAUGACACUGAAAUGCAUUACACAAUUCGUGUACCAAUGGUUAAAUGUUUGUUUUGUCUCAAAUAUUGGAUAUCAGAAACCCAUCUUUUCCCCGUUAAGAUCACAAGAUCAAUGUUGAUUGAAAUUGACAAAUACUUUGUGUUUUCAAUGUCGCAGAUUUUGGAUGAUAUUGACUACUUUAAGUUUAAUUAUUUACCUAAUCUAAUUCCUUUACAUUUUAUUUUCAGCUUUUAUGAUGAUAUACAGUAUUUGGAAAACUUCAGAAUGUCAAAAUGUACAUUUGAAUAUCUGUGCAGAAUUUUGAGACCAUUUCUUGAGAAACAAGUAACAAGUAUGAGGGAACCAAUAUCUGUUGAGCGACAGGUUGGCAUAAGUUUAUGGGUUUUAGGGACCAAUGCUGAGUACAGAACUGUGGCUGCAUUAUUUGGGGUUGGCCGGUCAACCGUGUCUUCAAUUAUACACAUAUUUUGUGAGUCCCUGAUUUCGAUCAAGGACAAAUUCAUUAAAUUUCCAUCAGGUGAAGAACUGAAUAGAGUUGUAAAUGGGUAUCGGUCGAAAUGGGGAUUUCCAAAUGCAGGUGGAGCAAUAGAUGGCAGUCAUAUUCCUAUAUUAGGACCGAGCAUGAACCAUGCUGACUUCCAUAACAGAAAAGGGUGGUAUUCCAUCAUUGUUCAAGCAGUUGUGAAUGAUCGUUAUGAAUUCACAGACCUAAAUAUCGGGUGGCCAGGAAGUGUUCAUGAUGCACGAGUCUAUGCAAACUCCAAAAUAUAUGCAAAAGGGCUGUCUGGGACAUUAUUUGCUGGCAAGAUGAUUGAUGUCAAUAAUGUGCGCCUGCCUAUCAUCUUGUUUGGUGAUCCGGCUUAUCCAUUAUCCAACUUUCUAAUGGAACCAUACACAGACAAUGGACACCUGACCCAAAAUCAAAAGACAUUUAAUUAUAAGCUAAGUAGUUCACGCAUGACGGUAGAAAAUUCCUUUGGUCGCCUAAAAGGUCGCUGGCGCUGCUUAUUAAAGCGAUUGGAUAUGAAUGUUGACAAGGUCCCCAAUAUUAUUAUGACCUGUUGCAUACUUCAUAACAUAUGCGAACAAGCAAAAGACCCAUUUAGGGUUGAAUGGCUAGAGGAUGUAGCAAAGGGAGAAAACUAAAUGCCUCAGCCAAAUCAAAGUAACGAAGAGGCAAUCAAUGCAGACUGCACUAACAUUAGAAAUAUCCUGGCUGAAUACUUCCAGGAAUAAUUUAACCUUACAAAACAAAUAAUUAAGAAAGUAAUAAUUGACCAUACUGUUACAUACAC
This is a messenger RNA of Patella vulgata (common limpet), 1585 nucleotides long. RefSeq lists its product as uncharacterized. Bases 303 to 1436 code for a protein of 377 amino acids. The transcript has 2 exons. The record is from RefSeq and is a predicted model, not a curated record. Lineage: Eukaryota; Metazoa; Mollusca; Gastropoda; Patellidae.